This is a messenger RNA of Ustilaginoidea virens, 1263 nucleotides long. RefSeq lists its product as uncharacterized. Gene Ontology annotation, biological process: phosphorylation; acetate metabolic process. The record is from RefSeq and is a predicted model, not a curated record. Lineage: Eukaryota; Fungi; Ascomycota; Sordariomycetes; Hypocreales; Clavicipitaceae. The transcript is spliced from 2 exons. Bases 1 to 1263 code for a protein of 420 amino acids. Gene Ontology annotation, molecular function: acetate kinase activity.
AUGGCACAAAACACGAAGAAAAUCAUUCUUUCCAUCAAUGCCGGUUCCAGCUCCGUCAAGGUAUCGGUUUACUUGGCAGAAAAGCACCUGCGCCCGCAGCAGAUAGCAGAAGCGCAACUCAGCGGAUUGACCGCGCCGCCUGCGAAGCUGGAAUACUCUCGACACGGCGAGCCAAUCGUCAAGGAUGAAGAGGUAAGUACGGAGGUCGUGGGACAGGAUGAGGCCUUUGCGCUGCUGCUGGAUACACUGGUCAAGGACGGUGAGCUGCGGGAGGUUGGGUCCAAGCACGACUUUUCGGUAGCAUGCCACAGGAUUGUCCACGGCGGCGACUACACCGAGUCCCGAGUUAUCAACCGAGAUACAUAUCGCCACCUGGAGGAGCUCGGCGAUUUGGCGCCGUUGCAUAACGGGGCGGCUCUGGAAAUUGUAGAGUCGUGUAUGAAGCAGCUCCCAGGUGCCACCAACGUGGCAUGCUUUGAUUCUCAGUUUCACGCAACCAUUCCGGCCCACAUCUCCACGUACCCCAUCAACCCAGCCGUGGCGGGGAAAAACCGGCUGAGAAAGUAUGGGUUUCACGGCCUCAGCUACGCAUUCAUGGCAAGGUCAGUUGCCGAGUUCCUCGACAGGGAUCUCAAUCAACUCAACAUGAUCGCGCUGCACCUAGGCAGCGGAGCCAGCGCGUGCGCGGUCAAAGGAGGCAGAAGCUGGGAUACGAGCAUGGGCUUGACACCGUUGGAAGGGCUUCCAGGAGCAACUCGAAGCGGGAGCGUUGAUCCCAGUCUUGUUUUUCACUACGCAAGCGACGUGGGCAAACUCUGGCCAGCAUGGACGGAGCAUCUUCAUAUUUCCAGGGCUGAAGAGAUGCUAAACAAGCAGAGCGGAUGGAAAGCCCUGACGGGCACGACUGACUUUGGGGCCAUUGCCGAGUCGGACGAGCCCACGCACAAGCUGGCGUUUGACCUUUUUGUCGACCGAGUGUGCGGCUUUGUCGGCAGGUAUUACGUGUCUCUGGAAGGCCAGGUCGAUGCGCUGGUGUUUGCCGGUGGCAUUGGGGAGAAGAGUAGCCGGUUUCGUGACGAGGUGGUGCGUCGGACAAACUGCCUCGGGUUUUGGAUGGACGGAAGCCGCAACUCGGGCCGUCUAGGUGGAGUUGUGGAGGACAUUGGGGCAAAAGAUGGACGGCAUCGUGUGUUGGUGUGUCGGACCAACGAGCAACUGGAGAUGGCAAGGGAAGCGACGAAAAACGAGGAGAUGUGGGCCUAG